UGCUCGGUCUCGCGGCUCGCGGUCGGUCGCCUCCCCUCAUCUUUCCUCCUCCGUGCGGGAAGGAAGGCAAGUUCAGACGGAGGCGGAAUCCGACGCCUUCCCCCUCUCGCCGAGCGGCUGCUUCGUCCCUUUUCUUCCUCCUCUUUCGCCGUCAUCGACCCCCGAUCGACGUCGACUCCGACCGUCUCCGACUGUCCCGCGGGCUUCCUCAACGAUUCCACCCGACCGAUCGAUUCGAUUCCAUGGCCGGCUGGAGCAAUUCCACCGGCACCAGCAGCGGCGGCGGCGGCCGAGGAAUAGGAGGAAGAGGCUUCCCGAAUCGCCAAUAUGCUAAUAAUUCCAGUGACAUGAUCCACGGCGGUUCCAGCAGCGGCGGCAGCAGGCGGAGAGACAGGUGGGGAAGGCCACCCCCGCAGUUUUGCUACCGCCCCGUCGAUGCUGCUCAUCGCCAAUCCCAACCCGUAUCUGAACAACAGGCGGCCUCCUCCACUUCCAGUCGUAUCGCACAGCGAACGCAUUCAACCUCAACCACAGACAAGUCAUCCGCGUCCGGCACCGCGGCUCCACCCAGCACCAGGGAGCCUGAUGACAAGGCUAGCCGCAGUGCUGCCAAUUUUGAGUGCAACGUUUGCUUCGACAUGGCCGCUGAACCUGUCGUCACCAAGUGUGGCCAUCUCUUCUGCUGGGAAUGCCUUUAUCAGUGGCUCCAUGUUCACUCCCACCACCGUGAGUGUCCUGUCUGCAAGGGCCAGGUCGCCGAGGACGCGAUCAUUCCCAUUUAUGGGCGUGGUGGCUCUGCAGCCUCUGUGGACAAUGCACCGCCAAGGCCCACCGGAGCCAGAGUCGAGAGCUCCAGGCAGCAGCAGCUGCCAUCUUUCCCUCCCACCUUGCGUUUCGAUGAUGAUGAAGAAGACCCCUUUGAUUUACCAGGCAUGAUGAACUUUGGUUUUGGAGCUACAGCUACCUCACUCAGAGAAGCUGUCAUGAGCUUCAUGCCUCCGAGCGCUGAAGACAUGGAUGACUUUGAUGACUACGCCUAUGAGUACGACACCGAUGACUUUGAUGAGGUCUACGCCUACAAUUGGCUGGGUUUUCCGGUGUUUGCAUCUGCUGGGGCUGAGGCUGGCAAUCCCAGCUCACAGGCAUAUGCCGAUAUGAUCAAUAUUAGGAACAACAUUGUUGGCACUAACGCUGGCAUCUAUCAUCAGCAAGAAGUUCGCUACCCUGGUGCGAACCCUCAUAACAGGGGACGACGUGGCCGCCGGAAUCGCCCGAGGCCAUCAGCAGAUAACUCGAGCACCAAUGGAAUGGUGAUGGGUGGCAGUGGUGCUUUCUAUCACGACAAUGGUGCCAGUUCUAAUUUUACUGCAGGUGCUUCAUCCCGGCCUAACGGUGGCUGGGUUGAGAGAAGAGGAAGAAGCAGCAGGAAUUCAAAUUCAGUUGGUGGAAGAGGAGGGAUGCAGGAUAGCAGAAGACAAAGGACAAAUUACAAUUGAUGAUUAUAUUCAAUCGGCCUCAAUGUAGAAGUGUUGACAUAAACAAACAAAAUUUUCAAUCCUCCUUUUUUUUUUGUUUCUCUCCCUUCAUCCUUUUGUAGUCCGUGGCUAUGUGCAGCCUUACAUAUUGGACAUAGUUUCUCUCUUUUUUACCUGAUGGAAUGUGUGGUUGACUAGCUGAAAUACUCUGCUUGGUUGGUGUUAGGGCCUGUUUGUUUCCUUCAUAGUACCCAGCUUAAAUAAUCAGGUAAGAGGCAAACAAACUGAAGCUUAUGGCAUUGGACUAGUUAGUACAUCUGAUACGCUAGACUGAAGCUUAUGGCAUUGGACUAGUUACCCGUCUUGCUGAGCUGUUGGCUCUGCAGUGCAGGCAAAUAUUGUAGCAGGCGGCAACGCUGGUAUUUUCUGCUCAAUUCGAUGAGGAAACAUGACAAUUCAGAUACCUUUUCGUCAUGAUUGGAAUAAGAACCAGUUGAUUUCUUUUUUGUAGGCAUAUAUUGAGGUCAAUUCAAAAGUUUGGAGAUGAAUAAAUGUUGCAAAGUUAUCUGGACAGCAUCACAAAACCUUGGAAUGGUAGGUUUAGUUUUUUUUUUUUGAAAAGAAGGUAGGUUUAGUUUUGUCGUCUGAUUCUUAAGAAGGUAGGUUUAGUUUUGUUGUCUGAUUCUUAGUUCUCUUCUUCUGCCGCAGAAGUACGAAUACAUUAUACUUUUGCAAUUGAUGAUAAUAUUUGGUCGGUCUCAAUGUAGUAGUGUUGACGUAAACAAAGUUUUCAAUCCUCUUUUUUUUUUCUCUCUCUCCCUUCAUCCUUUUGUAGUCCGUGGCUAUGUGCAGCCUUGGUAAACAUAUUGGACAUAGUUUCUCUCUUUUUUACCUGAUGGAAUGUGUGGUUGACUA
Setaria italica (foxtail millet) is the source of this 2390-nucleotide messenger RNA. RefSeq lists its product as uncharacterized. Bases 243 to 1496 code for a protein of 417 amino acids. Gene Ontology annotation, molecular function: ubiquitin-like protein conjugating enzyme binding; ubiquitin protein ligase activity. Gene Ontology annotation, biological process: ubiquitin-dependent protein catabolic process. The transcript has 2 exons. Gene Ontology annotation, cellular component: endoplasmic reticulum. NCBI's taxonomy places the organism in Eukaryota, Viridiplantae, Streptophyta, Magnoliopsida, Poales, Poaceae. The record is from RefSeq and is a predicted model, not a curated record.